AUGGUUUCACGUCUACUUUGUAUUAUUGCAGGGGUACUAGCCUUGGGGAGUGGGCUUGUUAAUGCCCAUGGCUCCCAUUCAAAUGACCAGCCACCAUCCGACGACUGGGCCACAAGACACAUGAUCGGAACAUCACAUCGAAUCCUUCGAUGCGCCCUCUUUUUCACCUUGCAUGACUAUGAUUCCUCUGGAGCAUGGACUCCCGACGAAGUACGGAAGACAUACGGCAUUGACGAUGAAUCCAAUAAGGGUGUAAGCGAAUCUCGCAAGGAAUCUGCUGUCCGCGCAGUGUUCGACCUCUUCGACCCCCAAAAUACGGGCUUCAUUAAGCGCGACGCCUGGCUGAAGGCGGUCGCUGCCGGUACGCGGUUGCCCGACCUCGGCUUUGGCCCCGGCCACCAUGGCGACAUUGAAUAUGAAUAUGAGAUCCACCACUUUGAGAAAUACCACGGCGAAGAUGCCACAGAGGAGGAAUUGACUCAUCCCGAGGAUAUUGAGCAUUUCCGGCAACACGAUGCCAUGGAGGCUGCUCAAAAGCGGCUUGAUAUGCUAGAAGCAAUGCAAGUUGUUGACGCCAACAUUCCCUCCAAAUUCCGUCGCAAUGUCUAG
Penicillium macrosclerotiorum is the source of this 609-nucleotide messenger RNA. Its product is annotated as nucleobindin SSP120. Gene Ontology annotation, molecular function: calcium ion binding. Lineage: Eukaryota; Fungi; Ascomycota; Eurotiomycetes; Eurotiales; Aspergillaceae. The record is from RefSeq and is a predicted model, not a curated record. Gene Ontology annotation, cellular component: endoplasmic reticulum-Golgi intermediate compartment; extracellular exosome. The transcript has 2 exons. The coding region runs from base 1 to 609 and encodes 202 amino acids.